GUUAGCCCUCCGGUCAGGAGGCGUCGCUACGGAAACUACGGGCGGUUGUUUAGCUUCGGUGUCCGGGUAAAAAGCAUGGAGUCAAAGCUGCUGAAUGGCUGGCAGCAGGAGAAGGCAGAGCUGGAGGUGGAGGUGUGUCGACUGCAGGAUGAUCUGGCGGAGAGCCGAGCCGAGAAGGAGGAGCUGGAGUCCAGGAGCAAAGUUCUGACAGACAGGCUUUGCCAGACUCUGAAUCCAUCAAUGUCCCUGUUUGAUGGGGACCAGAAGAGGUGGAAAACGAAGCUGAAGGAGGGAAUGGAGAGGGAGGCCAGACAGGCGCUGCUGAUCCUCCGUCUGCAGAACAAGGUGAUCGAGUACAAGGAGCGGUGUCACCGUGUGGAUCAGCAGUUGCAGGAAAAUUACUCCAGGGUUCUGAUCUCUGAGCAGAGAAUCAAAGAUGAGCACAGCCAAUCUCUGGAGAGCGCCCUCAUCAGUCUGGAGGAGGAACAGCAGAGGUCCACCAGCCUGGCUGACACCAACGCUCUCCUUCGCCACCAGCUCAGCCAAUCAGAGCAGGCCAACCGGGAGCUGGCAGAAGACCUCAGGAAGCUGACUGCUGAUUGGUCGAGAGCCGUGCAGGAGGCGCAGCAAAAAGAGGCCGAUUGCCAGAGAGAAAAAGAGUGUCGGUGGGGUCACAUGGGUCAGCAGCAGGCCCGGCUGCUGUCACUCUGGAAGUCAGUGCUUGAUCUGAGGCGACACUGUCACACGCUGAGAACAGCUGCUGACAGGGAUCUGUGGCAGCUCAGGGCGGAGUUUUCCAGACUCUCCUCGUCUCUCCUCUGCAGCUGCGACUCCGUCUGCUCCUCACUGAGGCUCAGCGCCCCUCAGAUCAAACCCGCCUCCUCUGACCUUCCUCCUCCAUCAUACUCAUCACCUCCUCUGUCCUCUACUCUCCUGCACUCUCCUCCAGACGUCUCAGGCUCUCCUCUUUGUCCCCACCCCCCUUUCCCUCUGGGGAUAUUCGCCUUAGGAGAGGAAGAGGAGGUGCAGGAGCAGGAGGAUAAGCCACUGGAGUUGAAGCUCCAGCAUGAAAUGGAGGUGUUCCAGCUGGAGCAAAGGAUCGAGGAACUCAGUCGCUCCCUGCAGAUGGCAGAUAGAGCGAGGGAGGCGUUGGAGGCGGAGAUGGAGCGGCUGAGGGAAUCAGACAGGACGCUGCAGUCGGUCGGUCAGGCUGUCAUCAAGAUGUUCCAUUCCCUGAGCAGGGUCAGCAACCAGAUGCCGAGCGUCUCCACGGACAGCGUCCUCAGUCUGGAUAUGUCCUCCCUGCUGUCGGUUCUGUCUUACACUGAGAGCAUGCUGCAGCGGAAACACGAGGAGCUGCAGGGGGCAGAGCUUAGUCUGCGGCGGUUCAGCGAGGAGCAAACGUCUCUGCAGCUCCGCGUGAAACAGCUGGAGGAAGAAAAAGAGCAACUGGACAUGAAAACUGGGAGCAUACGGCAAGAACUGAAACACACACUGGACUCUCUGAGCAGGGAGAAAGAGUCAUCCACCUCCCUGCGUCUGCAGCUGGAGGAGGUGCAGAUGAGAGAGGAGGAGGUGAAGAGAGAGAUUGACAGACUGAGGAGAGAGAGAGACAGAAUGGAGGAAAGAACCCGACAGCUGGAGGCCGAAAGAUACAAACGGGUGGAGGCGGAGCUUCUGGAGAAUGUCCAGCUGUCAGAGAGAGAAACUCAGCAGCGGAUUGAGAUCCACAGCCUGAAGGUGACGCUGGAGAGGGAGCAGCUGGACAGGCAGAGAGCAGAAGAAGAAGGUGCUGAUGCUAGAGAAGCCUUGCAGAAGUCCAGGGAGUCCGUGCUGCAUCUCUCCUCCUCAGAGACGUUGCUGAAACGGGAGGUGCAGGAGGCGCGGGACGCUCUGGAGAAGGUGUCGGCUCUGAACUCGUCUCUGGCCACAGACAAACGAGAUCUGAACAUGCAGCUGCUGAAGCUGGAGACAGAGCAGUCAGACAGCCAGUCACAGCUGCAGACUCUGAGGUCAGAGGUCAGUGUUCUGCAGAGAGACAUCAAAAGUUUGACUAGUGAAGUCAGCCUCCUGAGAGUUCGGUCAGAGACAGACGCUGAUGUCAUCCAUCAGCUGAAGGAGCGACGUUCACACCUGGAGAGAAACGUGGAGGAGAAGGAGAAAGAGCUGGCCUCCCUGGAGGAGGAGAAGAAGACCACAGAUCAGGAGCUGGACGAGUUAUCCUCCCAGCACACCUUGGUAUGCAAGGUGCUAAAGGAGGUGCAGGAACAGCUGUGGAAGACAGAGCAGCAGCUGAAUCAGACGGAAAGACAGAAGGAGGAGCUGCAGAGAGAAAGCAAGAAGCUGCAGGAGGAACAGGAAGUUCAGAGGAGAUACAAGGAGCAGCUGGAAGAGGAGUUACAGGAGCUGAGGUCCGUGUCAGUGAACCUCCACCUGCAGCUCCGUCUGCAGCAGAAGCAGCGCUCCCAGUCUGAGGUGGACAGAUGUCAGCAGAACACACACAUCUGUACGCUGCAGCAGGCCAAAGCCAUCUUGCAGGGUGAGAUCGAGUGUCUGAGAGGAGAACUUCAGCGAGAGACGACAAGAAGAGAAGAUGAGAGAGAGAAAAGGGAAAGAAUGCUGGAGGAAAAGAAGGAGUUGAAAGUAGAAAUAGAGAGGCUAACGGAGGAGGUGAAGGAGCUGCAGACCAGAAGGAGGGAGGAAGACGACAAGUGGAAGGAGGAAAAGGAAUCGUGGCAGAGAGAAAGAGAAGUUCUGAACCAAGAGCUCGGCAUGAGAGAUGGAGAGAUGGAGGCUCUGAGGAGGCGCACCGAGGGAUUGAUGGAGGAGGUGGAGGAGAGGCAGAGAGAGGUGGAAAAACUGAGGGAGGAGGUGGCACAGGGAGAGACUGAGAUCAGCUUCACAAUGGAGAGACUGCAGAGAGUAGAGGUAGAGAAGGAGAACCUGAAGGAGCAAGCGAAGAGAAAAGAGGUCUGUCUGGAAGAAGAGGAGGUGAAGAGAAGAGAGGAGGAGAACCAGAGGGAUUUAGAGACGGAGGCACUGUGUGAACGGAUCGAGAAGUUGGAAACAGAAAAAAAAACAAUGGAGGACGAGCUCUGUCAGCUGAGGAGUGAGGAGGAGGAGAGGUGGAGAGAGAGAGCUGUGGCAGAUGAGGAAAUCAGCAGGCUGAGAAUAGAAAUCUCCUUUUUACAGGGGGAGGAGAGGAGACAGAGGGAGAAACAGCAGGAGGAGCUGGAGGAGCAGCUGAAAGAGAAAGUAGGGGAGGUGGAGCUCCUGAAGGUGAGGCUGAACGUGGCUCAGGAGGAGUAUGAAGAGAUGAAGGAGGAGGUGGAGAGGAGGGAGCGCGGCCUGGAGCGACAGAUCAGUGCUGUCAGGGAACGAGAGGAGGAGGUGGAGGAGCUGAAGGAGAGCCUGAGACUGACUGAGGAGCAGAAGGAAGAAGUUGAACGGGAACGGCAGGCGAUCUGUCACAAACUGCAGCAGGAGGAGGCGCGGCAGGAGCAGCUGCAGACUCUGCUGACAGAGACUCAGAUGCUCCUCGAGAAGGAGAAACAAGAAAGAGGAGAAAAAGAGAAAACAAUAACCUACCUGGGCAAGGAGCUGCAAGAGGCUCGGGCUGAGAGAGACGGAGCAAAUAAGAAGGUCAGAGAGAAGGAGGAGCUCUGUGAGCAGCUGCAGGAGGAGGUCAGGAUGUGGGAGCAGACAGGAGAGCACAGUGAUAGGGAGGUGAAAAAGCUCCACAAAGUCAAUAAGGAGCUACAAGAGGCGAUGCAGAAGCUGACUGCAAUGUUAGAGGAGAGAGAGGAGGAGUGGAAGGAGAAGGGAAAUGUGAGAGUGAAAGAGGAGAAAAAGCUCAACAAGGUCAUGAAAGAGCUACAAGAGGAGGUGCAACACCUAAAGGCUGCACUGGAGGAGAAGGAAGAGGAAGUGAGGGAGUGGAAGGAGAAGGCAGACCUGAGUGGGAAGGAGGAGAAAAAACUCAACAAGAUAGUUAAGGAGAGAGCAGAGGAGGUGAAGCAGCUGAGGGCCACACUGGAGGAGUUAGAGGAGCUGAAGGAGACCCUCAGGCUGACUGAGAAGCAGAAGGAGGAAGAAGAACGGGAGCGACAGGCGGUCUGUCACAAACUAAAACAGAAGGAGGUGCAGGAGGAGCAGCUAGAGGCUCUGCUGAUAGAAACUCAGGCGCUCCUCGAGAAGGAAAAAGGAGAAAAAGAGAAAAUGAUCUCCUCCCACAGCAAGGAGCUGAAGGAAGCUCAGGCCGAGAAAGAGAACGCGAAUAUGAAGGUCAGAGAGAAGGAGGAGGCCUGUGGGAGGCUGCAGGAGGAACUGAGGAGAUGGCUGCAGACAGCAGAGCUCAGUGAUAAGGAGGUGAAAAAGCUCCAAAGGGCCAUGAAGGAGCUACAAGAGGCGGUGGAGAAGCUAAAGGAGACAGAGGAGGAGUGGAAGGAGAAGGCAGAGGUGAGCGCAAAGGAUGAGAGAAAGCUACAUAGGGUCAUCAAGGAGCAACAAGAGGAGGUGGAGCAGAUGAGGGAAGCGCUGGAGGAGAAGGAGGAGGAGGUGAGGGAGUGGAUGGAGAAGGCAGACAUGAGUGUAAAGGAGGAGAAAAAUCUCAACAAAGUUGUUAAAGAUAAAGUAGAGGAGGUGAAGCAGCUGAGGGCAACCCUGGAGGAGAAGGAGGAGGAGCUGAGAUCAAAAGAGGAGGAGUGGAGGUCAAGGGAGCUGAUGAGAAUCAAGAAGGCACAGGAGGAGGAGAGGCACAUGGAGGAGGUCCAAGAGGAGCUGAUGAGCAGUAAAAGGGAGGUGUCUGAACUGAGGGAAGAUUUGUAUAAGGAGCAAAGAGAAAAGGAGGAGAAGCAGGAGCAGCUGAGGAGCUUUGAAAAGGAUAUGGCCGCUCUCAGAGAGGAGAUGCAGAGGGAGAAGAGACAGGAAAAGGAGGAGAGGAGACUCCUGGAGGAGAUGCAAAAAGAGAAGGAGGCAGCCCAUAAAGCAGUGUGGGAGGAGCUUAGAAGGAGUGAGGAGGAGUGGAGGUCAAAGGAGUUGAUGAUCAAUCAAAUAGCACAGGCAGAGAGGAGGCAGAUGGAGAAGGUAUUGGAGGAGCUGAUAAGUAGCAAAAGAGAGGUGUCUACACUGAGAGACGAGAUGAAUGAGGAGCAAAGAGCAAAUCAGGAGAAAUUGAGGACUUUUGAGGAGGAGGUGAUAGCUCUCAGACAGGAGGUUAUUAAAGAACAGAAGGAGAAGGAGGAGAAGCAGGAGAAGCUCCGAAAAUUUGAGAAGGAGGUGUCUGAACUCAAAGUGGAGCUUGUGGAGGAACUCCAGGAGGGGGAGAAAAUCCGAGAUGAAUUGAUGAAGAGGAAGGAGGAGGUGGAGGAAGAGGUCAGAAGGACCAAGAACGCAUUAAAAGUCAUCACUGAGGAGUCGAAAACAGAGAAGGAGCAGAUGAAAGAGAAAUUAAGAAGGACAGAAUUGGAGGUGGGGACUGUAAAGGAAGCCUACAGGAGGAGUGAAAAGGAGGUGUUGCUGCUCAAAGAGGAGCUCCAGAAGGAGCAGCAGGAGAAGCUGAAGACGCAAGAGAAGCUGAAGGAAAGUAGAGAAGACGUCUUGGAUCUUAAAGAGGAAGGAAAGAAGGAGCGCCAGAGGAGGGAGGAGGUGCAGGAAGAAUUGAGAGCUGUUCAGCGGAAUGUGGAGGUGAUGGAGGAGAGCCUGAGCUCCCUGCAGAGUCAGGUGUGGAAUCUGAGCCUGAGCCAGGAACAAGCUAAAAGGGAGUUGAAGGAGAAGGAGGAGCAGAACCAGGAGUUGAGGGACUCCCUUAGGGUGGCCAUGAAGGACCUGGCCCAGCUGGAGGUUCUCCUGAAGGAGAGCCAUGCUGAGGGGGAGUGCUUGAAGACCUCCCUGGUGGAGAAGAAGGAGGAGAUGGACAGAAUCAGAGAGGAGAGUCAGAAAGUGGCCAAUGAAGAACUGGAGAAGCAAGGAGAGCUAGAGGAGCUGCGAGCCAGAGUUAAGAGCCUGAAGAAGAGAAACAGUGAGAUGUUAGAGGAUCUGGGCAAUGCAGAGAAGAGGAGGAAGGAGGCUGAGAGGAAGUGGAAGAGUCAAUUGGAACAGGUGGAGAAAGAGCAGGUGGUGAAGCUGAACGCUCUCAAUGCAGAAAUCCAGUUACUGCGGAGGAAACAGGAGGAGAUGGAAACAAAGUGGAGGACCAGGGUGGAAGAGAAGGAAGUGGAGGUAGAGAAAGCGAGGAUGGAGGUGCAAGAGAGCCAAACCGAGCUGAACAGGUACAAAACCUUAACAGAGGAGCAGAAGAAUCAGCUCUACAUACUGACUCAGAGCAACAGGCAGCUGGAGGCAGACAGGGACCGGGUCCGAAUGGCUCUGGAGCGGACAGAGUCGGCCAUGAUUGGCUACAGGGAGAGAGCGCACCAACAGGAGCAGAACCCCGGGGCAGUUCCUCGCUCAGAAGAGAGAAAUGUGUGUCCUCAGGGUGACCGACUGUUGAUCCUGCAGCGCCAGGUGGCUGAACUGGAGCUGAACCAAAAACGGAUGGACAAGAAGAAUUCUCGUCUGGAAAGCCAGAAAGACAAGCUGAAGAAAGACAGAAGUGUUCUCAAAGACACGUUGAAACAGGUGGAGGAGGAACGAUCGAGGCUCCAGCAGCAGCUUUCACUCAGCUCCAUGUCUCAGUCAUUUGAGAACACUGCUAACGUGGAGCGCACCGUGAAGGAGCUGGAGGACCAGGUGAAUCGUCUCCGCAUCUCGCUGGCUGUGGAGCAGGAGCAGAAGGCGGAGUUUAUCGAGCAGACCUCCAGAAAUAGCGAAUGGCUUCUCUCGCUGAGGCAGGACCUGAACGAUUCACUGGCCGCCGUCUCACGCCGUCCAAUCCCAGCCGUCCUGGAGUCUGAGACGCAGCGAUUGGACCGCAGCUUGAGGGAGGAGGACCUUAAGUUGUCUCUGAGCCAAUCAUACCGUGCUUCCCCUCGCACCUCUCCGGUUCCACUUCCAGCCAGAGAGCGUUUGGACCGGCAGCACCGAGCCUCAGAGAGGCGACUUCAGAUCCAACAGGAUGCUGCUUUACUUCCUCCUGUCGCCAUGGUCACUGAUGCUGGACACCUGGCCAGAGCAGCUCAGUCCAGCUUGCAUACUUGUCAACCAGUAACAGACUGGUUUCAGUGUUUCCUCAUGACGACUGGGAAGACAGACGAAACUGAAGAGACAUGUGGACGUCAGAGACACGAGGACAGCAGCAGCAAAGCUUCCUUCACGACUCUGAGCUCCAUCGCCAUCCAGGCCGGCCAGACCCAGAUUGUUGCUUCUGUCCUCCAGAGCGGCUCUCUGAUCCACCUCCAGCUGGUCCAGUUCCAGCCAGGACUCUGUGAGAUUGGAUCGGACCGGGAGGAAAACCGCAUCCUGAUCCAGGAGCAGCAGCAGCUUCUGGAGAAACUCCAGAAACAUGAGCCUGAGGUGUUGGUUGUGGUGGAAAAGAAACACCAGGAGAAACUGAGGAUGAGGAGGGAUGGAAGGAGGAAGCAGGAGGAAGAGGAAGCGUUGGCUGAGGCGAUGAAGGCGUCUCUGAGGGAGGGAUGGUCGCUGCUCCUCCGACUGCUGGAGAGACGUCUGGACGUCCUGAAACAGGCUUCAGAUUUCUUCUGCCGAGUGACGGAGUUUGCUGUUGGCAUCGACAGAUUAGAGGAUCUCCAGAUUAAAAAUGAAGACAAUCUGCAUGAUGUUCAGAUCUCCUAUGACUUCAUGAGGAAAGAUAUUCUGGGAAAGUCGCUGCAGGUUUUAACAAGCAGCAGCAACCUGCUGCAAAGACUCAGACAGCUCCAGAGGACUGAGGCCCUCCAGAGGAGAGGAAGGGUACUGCAGGGUGAUGAAGAAGAUGUUGAGGAGAGUUCCCAGUGUUCCCUGUACAGCAGAGGUCCGGUGCUGAGGCUGGAGCAGCUGGUGGAGGACCUGCAGGACCGAAGGCGGAAGGUUGACCAGGCUUUCAGACUGCAGCUGCAGCAGGCAGAAGUGGUUCUCAACAUGAGGGAAGAGUCCAAAACAAAAAACCAGAGUCUACUGAACCAGAACCUACAGUUCGGAUCAACAUCAGACCAAACCAAAGAGCUGGGGUUGAAAUCAGGAUCCGGGUCAGAUUUCCAGAUUAAAUCUUCCUCAGAACAAAACCCUGUAGAGCAGAUGGAAGAACCAGAAGAUGUAGAGCUGGAAUCCAGAGUACAAGAGUCUGAACAAGAACCAGAUGUUAAACCAGAUUCCAGGUUCAACCUGAACUCCAAGCCUCAAUUAAAUCAUCUCAGAGAGCUGAAAUCUGGAUCCAGAUUAGAUGAAAUCAAAGACGAGCGUGGAUCCAGAUCAGAGUUCAGAUCAGGAGGAUCCACUGAAACCAGAUCAGAGACAACCAGAACACUGCAGUCUGAAUCCAGUUCAACUGAGAGCUCAAAGCUAACGACAGAAUCUGGGUCACAAUCUGAUUCCAGAUCAGACCUAAACCCCAGAUCAGAAGAACCAGGAUCUGGAUCAAAACAGGACAAUGAAAUAAUGCUUCAAUCUGGAUCAGAAAAGACCAACAAACAGCAGCUGGAGUCCAAAACAAAAGAGACCAGAAACCCACUGUUCAGUUUUACAACCGUUCUCAAAACCAAGUUUAGAUUAGAUGAACUCUACAUAUCUGAACCUGAUGUGAAGCCCAGGUCCAGAUCAGGAGAAAUCACUGAAAAUAGAUCAGAAAAGACCAGAAAUCUGCUGUUUGAAUCCGAUUUGGAUGAGAGUUCAGACCAACAACCUGACCUGAAAACCGAACCAGAGUCACAAAACUCCAGAGACACUCAAACUGGGUUCCUGUCAGAACCAAAUAACCAACUUAUAUCUGGUCCCAGACCAGUUCUCAAAACCAGGUCUAGAUCAGAAGAACAGCAGCACACAUCUGGGUGUGAUGGAAAACCCAGAUCCACUGGAUCCAGUCCACAGGGGAUCAGAAUCUUUGGGCUCAAAUGUAAUUCAGAAAACAUCCCUGAAACCGGAUCAGAUUCUGCGCCUCUGAAGUUUCCAUCAAUACAGCAACGUGGAUCUGGGUCAGAGAAACCUGAAUCCAGUUCAGCUGAGAUCACCGACCUCCAAACUGGAUCCAAGUUGGACCUGAAGAAUCAGACCAGAUCACAGCAGGAGGAGGAUCUAAAUCAUCUAUCUGGAUCUGAGAAGUCCGGGAAACAGAGCCAGCAAUCCAAAAUGGUGGAAACUAAAUCCAAAUCCAGGUCAGACAAGUCGCUGAGACACGGAUCAGAUGCUAAACCCGGAUCAGAAUCAGAAGUUACCAAAACACUAGAGAUCUCUGGAUCUGGGUCGGACCCGUCCUCAGUGAAGAACCGACUCGGUGAGGAACAACAGUUUGAGGCACAGCAGCAACAGGAGUUCAGGAGUUGGUACCAGGAGAGACUGGUGAAGACCCGGCAGGACCUGAACUGUGUCUCAGAGCUGCUGGACUCCUGCACCAGCAUGGAUCUGGGUUCAGAGCUGCAAACCAACAGGCUGCUGGAGCAGUUCAGACAGGCAGAACCACAUUUCAGGCAACUGGAUGUUCAGGUGGAAAAUACGGUGAGGAGCUGGGAGAACCUGAGAGGAGUCCAGGCUCGUCAGGGAGGAGCAGUGAUGGAGGAGGAUCUGUCUGAGCUGCUGAAGCUACAGCAAGCAGUGAAGGACAAAAUACAGCAAGGCGAGUCGAUCCUGAACCAGAGCAGCAGCUUCCAUCUCACAGCCAAACAGCUGGAGCUGCUGCUUCAGUCAGAACCUCCCUCUCCUUUAACUGGUUGGAAAGAAGAAGAACUGAGUCAACUACAGGAGACCCAGCAGCAGAUCCAGAACCUCCUCAGAACCACCUUGACUAUGAAGACAGACAUCUGCACUGCAGUUUCACAAAGCAACUGGGCUGGUUUCCAGGUGGACCAGCUGGAGAUCCGUUUGGGGUCUCUGGCCUCUCUCUGUGAGUCCUGGCUGAACAAAGCAGCUCAAUGUGAGGAGGAGCUCCGAAGGGAGCAGCUGACUCACCUCCUGCAUGAAGACAUCACCCAGCUUCGUGUGUCCUUCAAGGAGCUGAAAAAACGUUUCAGCAACACUAAGUUCAACUACUUGAAGAGAAACGACCGAACUAGGAACUUGAAGGCAGUCUGGAACCAACUGCAGCAGAUGGAGGUUUACCUGGAGAAGCUGCAGGGGCUCAGGAAGCGCGUUCAUGGUGUGACAGCCCAGCUGGGAUCAGAGGUCAAAAACACGGGCAUACCCCGGCACUUGGAGGAUGCUGUCAACGAGCUGCAGAGGCAGAUGGGACAGUUGGAGAGAAACAUCUGUGAGCACCAGAAAACUCUGGACAUGACAUGCAAGCUGCAGCAGGCCAUGGAGGAGUACCAUUUCUGGUGCGAGGAGGCGAGCGCCACCAUCUCUCGCGUUGGGAAGUUUUCCUUGGAGUGCCGCAGCACCGAAGCCGUCUCCGUUCUGUACCGGCAGUUUGAGAAGUUUGUUUGGCCGACGGUUCCUCAGCAGGAGGAGAGGAUCAGUCAAAUCACGGAGCUGGCUGUCAGGCUGCAUGGGGUGGAGGAAGGACAGCGUUACAUAGAGAAGAUGGUCAGUAAACACUCAGAGAUGGUGGAGUCCAUCAGAGAGCUGAGUGAGGGUCUGAUGGAGCUGGAGGCCAAACUGAAGUUCGAGAAUCUGAAACAGCAACAGCAGAAGGCUGAAGAGAAGAUAGAGGAGGCAGAAGAGAGGGAACAAGGGAGACAGACAGAAGAGCAGGAGAAGAUAAAAGAAAAGAACAGGAUUAAGCAGAAGGAUAAUCGCCACACACAGGAGGCUGCUGAUAUGCAUGAACUUAAAGAGACAGGCCACACCCCCGAACUGAUCACAGAGAACGAUAGAAAUGAGGCUGCUGCAGCCAAUAGGAAGCCUCCGUCAGAGAAGAGUCAGGGUGUAAAUGGACCGACAGCAAACAGAGAGUUACACAGUGAGAAGUUCACCUCCUCCUUCGCUUCUACCCUCACCAUCUGUUCACCUGUGGAUGCCAAGCAGCAGGUUCAAGCCAACCAAUCACAGACUGCUACUUCUGAGUCUCAAGCCCCACCCUCUGAGGCUGUCAUUGGUCCAUCAUUUCCUCAUAACUGGGAAAUGGAAGGAGAGGAACAACAUAUUGGUUCCAGCUUCUGUGGCUCAAAUUCACUACAGGAAAUUCCUCCACAUGUUGAGCUCCAUCAACCUGAGGUGACGACCGAGGAUUAUUUUUCCAACGAUGAGUACGAUUGUGCAUCCCCUGAUGACAUUUCCCUGCCGCCGCUUGCUGAGACUCCAGAGUCCAACAUGUUCCAUUCAGAUGUUGAGGAGGGUUUCUGCUUUAGUUCUCAUAGCGUUCACAUCAGCCAGGUCAGCCACCAAUGCUAUGCCCAGUCAGAACCAACUAGAACUGAUUCUGUCCCACAACAAAAAGUGUCAAGUCAGAUGGAAAACUGCCCAGCUCCUACAGUCAGACUACACAGCAGGUUCAGGUCAGAGUCCAGAUCCUUUAACCCAAGUCCAUCCUCAGUUUCUGCUACAACACUUUUUACCAGUACUCUAUGCACCAUCCUGAAAACCAAAGAGUCUACCUCUGACGUCUCUCUGGACAACCCAGUCCAUGGAUACAACAAAGACUGUUCUAAAAUAAAAAACUCUCCAAAGCAGAGUUGUCCAUCCACAACCCUUACACAGGAUUUGAGUCAGAGUAUUCAUCCGCAGUCCUUCAUUGGUUCAAACAAAAGUCUCAAAAAUCACAUUCCUAAAGGAGAGACAGAGGUUCUAAACAUCCAUCCUAGUUACACUAAAACAAACUGUAUACUUCCUGAGAAGAGGGAAUUAUUUGAAUCCCAUCAUUGUACAGGUCAUACCCAACAGGACAUGAAGUCUACUGAAAAUUCAAGAACUAUGCCUCAACAAGACAGCUUCGCUAAAAUCAGCACUAGUUUACUUUCCCAGCAAAACAUUGACAUCAAGUCAUCUUUUUCAGACAAUCAUUGUACCAACCCCAUGGUCUGUAGUAACUCUGCACAGGAAAGCUCAUUCAAUCCCUCCUAUGAUUCAGUCCCCAUGUUUGAAGAGUCUUACAUGUCCAGUGUUACAGACACUAUCCUCCACAAAGACAUAACCCAACCACAAGACAAUAACCUUCUAGAACCUUCUACAACAAACCUCCAAAGUUCAACAUCUCAAGAUCCAACCUUUUUACAGACCAGAAGUGAACCAAAUCAGGAUGUAUCUUUAACACUUAAAGAUAGCAGUGUUAGUACAGCCACCUCAGUCACCCAGAGCAUCUUCAACCAGUCGUUGCCUUCUGGCAGGUCACAGACCAACAAAACUUCAAACCAAGGUCCAAGAGAUCUACCUGAAGACCUCAUCCAAAACCCUCCACAGCCUAAAACCAUCAGCAACACCAGUAUCUACUGCAGCAAGCAGGGUCUUCAGACAGUUUUCCCUCUCCAGGACACCCAGCAGUGUCUGCAUGGUUCCAGCAUGAGACCCAGUUCAGCCCAGCCAGCUCCUCCCCACCCAGAACCUCAAACCCACCCUUCACCUGAUCAAGCUAACCUGCAUGGCACAUCUCCAUAUUCUACACCUCAUGUACUAACACCAUCCCAGGAUCCUGAUAUUUGUCAACCCAUGGCUAUCCGGGAAGAGAUUAGACUUACUCCCCAGAUACAGGGGCCUCCUCUUCCUUCUGCUCGUCUUCCUCAUCCCUCAUCAGAGUCUAUUCCUUUGGGAAAAGUCUCUGAACCUGGCCUCACCUUGUUCACCAGGCCCUGGUCUGAACCCAUCGUCAUGGAGGGCUGUCCAGUGAUGUUAGAGGUGGAGGUGAUGGGAAACCCAGAGCCCAGGCUCACUCGGUUUAAACUAGAAGAGGACCAGAACCAGAACCAGGAUCAGGACUUACAGCUGUUGACUGGAAGCAGCAGUGGUGCUGAUAAUAAAUGGCUGAUGUUGGAGGCGUUGGACAUCAUCAUGGAGAACUGGAACACCUGGUUUGGGACUCUCUGUGUCCUGCUGUGGCUGCUCUACCUGGUUUUACUCUGACUCAAGGGGUUUUACUCUGACCUUUUCAUUUCUGCUGGAUAGAUCAGAUAUUUGAAUCAGUUCAAUCAAAUUUUAGCUUAAUUGACCUCUAUAAACAUGUCAUUUUCAUAAUUUUAAACCGACUGUAAACCCAAGCUUUCAUGUGUUGUAAUUUGGUUUGAAAUGUUUGUAGUACUUUAAAAUAUUAAACCGAGAAUGACGACAAAC
Messenger RNA from Poeciliopsis prolifica (blackstripe livebearer), 13284 nucleotides. RefSeq lists its product as uncharacterized. The record is from RefSeq and is a predicted model, not a curated record. NCBI's taxonomy places the organism in Eukaryota, Metazoa, Chordata, Actinopteri, Cyprinodontiformes, Poeciliidae. The transcript has 50 exons. The coding region runs from base 76 to 13077 and encodes 4333 amino acids.